Molecule: messenger RNA, 756 nt
Organism: Eucalyptus grandis
Lineage: Eukaryota; Viridiplantae; Streptophyta; Magnoliopsida; Myrtales; Myrtaceae
Product: protein C2-DOMAIN ABA-RELATED 4
Exons: 2
Coding region: 143-640 (165 amino acids)
Source: RefSeq, a predicted model, not a curated record
UUCCCAGUUCGCAUUCUUUCUCGUCCAGAAAAAGAUAUCAGAAGCACGUAGUUUUCGCCCCCGCAGCACCGCCUCCGUCCAACUUCAGCAAUUAAUUUCACUCUUUCUUAUCUGAGGACAAAAGUAAAUCUGUCUCAUAAAAAUGGAACAUCUUUUGGGACUUUUGAGAAUUCACGUCCUCAGAGGAGUUAAUCUUGCGAUCCGAGACGUCCGAAGCAGUGAUCCUUAUGUUGUCAUCAGAAUGGGCAAACAUAAAUUAAAAACUCGGGUGGUCAAGAGGAACCUGAACCCGGAAUGGAAUGACGAGCUGACUCUCGCAAUCGCCGACCCGAGCCUUUCCAUAAAAUUGAUGGUCUACGACAAGGACAAAUUCAGCCUUGACGACAAGAUGGGGGAUGCUCAGAUCCACAUCGUACCCUUUCUUGACGCGUUGAGGAUGAGAUUGGAUGACGUCCCGAGCGGAACCGUGAUCACCAGAGUGAAGCCAGGCCGGGACAACUGCUUGGCAGAGGAGAGCUCUAUUGUGUGGCGCAAUGGCAAAGUAGUGCAGGACAUGGUGCUCCGGCUCCGCAAUGUGGAGCGUGGCGAGGUUGAGCUACAACUUGAAUGGAUAGACAUUCCCGGUUCCAGGGGCCUGUAGGAGGACUAGGUCUGUCAAUUUUGAUAAUUGCAAAUUCAACUCAAUGUACAAAGAAAGCUCUGAAUGAGUUCCUAAUAAUUCUUUGAUUCUUUAUUUAACUUAUUGGGCAUGUAAGA